ACAUCCAUAUUCAAAAAACAUUCUACAUUUGAUUCCUUCCACAAAUGCCCUCUUUAUCAGGCUCAUGACUCAUGAUAUACACACAAAGGAAAAGAACACAUGCAUUACUUUCACACACAACUGAAGGUUGAGCAUGACUACUCUUCCUCAUUCAGGUGUUGAACCUAAGGUUUUGCAUACAAAUAGAACACAAGCUUUUACCAUAUUUGAAGUUGAUGCCCUUAAGGCAAAAGAAACCAAUGGGAGUGUUCAGGGAGAGGAGGAGGGCAUCACAAUAACAUGGGAGGACUUGUGGGUCACUGUUCCAAAUGGAAAGGAAAGGAAACCAAUUCUCCAGGGUCUUACAGGUUAUGCUCAGCCAGGAAGGCUUCUGGCUGUAAUGGGCCCUUCAGGCUGUGGAAAAUCCACUCUUCUUGAUGCUUUAGCAGGAAGAGUGAGUUUAAACAUAAAACAAACUGGAAAUAUUCUAAUCAAUGGCCACAGACAAUCACUUGCUUAUGGAAUAUCAGGCUAUGUAACACAAGAGGAUGCUCUGCUAUCAACUUUAACAGCUAAGGAAACUUUGUACUACUCAGCCCAGCUCCAAUUUCCAGAUUCCAUGUCCAUAGCAGAUAAGAAAGAACAAGCAGAUAUCAUACUCAGAGAAAUGGGUCUUCAAGAUGCCAUUAACACAAGGGUUGGAGGUUGGGGUUAUAAAGGCCUAAGUGGGGGACAAAAGAGGAGACUUAGCAUUUGCAUUGAGAUUCUAACACGCCCUAGAUUACUCUUCCUAGAUGAACCAAAUAGUGGACUUGACAGUGCAGCUUCUUAUUAUGUUAUGAGUAGAAUUGCAAGACUGAAUCUAAGGGAUGGCAUUAGAAGGACCAUUGUGGCAUCCAUCCACCAGCCUAGCAGUGAAGUUUUUGAACUUUUCCAUGACCUUUGUCUUCUGUCUUAUGGUGAAACAGUGUAUUUUGGUCCAGCUUCUGAUGCAAACCAGUUUUUUUCUUCAAAUGGUUUUCCUUGUCCAUCUCUCCACAACCCUUCUGAUCACUACUUAAGGAUCAUAAACAAAGAUUUUGAACAGGAUGCUGAAGAAGGCUUUGGUAAGGGAGUAACUACAGAAGAAGCAAUUGAUAUCCUUAUAAAGUCUUAUGGAUCAUCUCAAAUUGGAAACCAAGUUAUAAAGGAAGUGGCAAAAAUAAGUGCAAGUGACUCUGGUGCAAUAGGGAAGAAGAGGAUCCAUGCUGCAUUCCUCACUCAAUGCCUUAUUCUUAUAAGAAGAUCUUCCUUGCAAUUUUUUCGCGACAUAAGCAAUUACUGGUUACGCUUAGGUGGCUUCAUUGUGAUAGCCAUAGGCAUUGGUUCUAUCUUCUAUGACAUUGGCUUUAGUAUUGAAUCUAUUCAGGCAAGAGGUUCGCUGCUCACAUUUUUAAUUUCAGUUCUGACUUUCAUGACCCUUGUUGGUGGAUUCUCUCCACUUUUGGAGGAAAUGAAGGUAUUCGAACGAGAGAGAUUGAAUGGACACUAUGGCGUUUCGGCUCAUCUUAUUGGCAACACACUCUCUGCUAUUCCUUACAUGCUAAUUAUCUCACUGAUCCCAGGUGGAAUAGCUCACUACCUUUGUGGGCUGCACAAAGGACUAGAACACUUUCUGUACUUCACUUCCUUGCUAUUCGGCACCAUGUUGUGGGUUGAGAGUCUUAUGCUAGUUGUUGGGAGCAUCUCCCCCGACUAUGUAAUGGGCAUGUUCAUUGCUGGUGGAAUUGAAGGACUCAUGAUUCUACUAGGUGGAUUUUAUAGAUUACCAAAUGAACUUCCCAAACCAUUGUGGAAAUACCCUUUAUACUAUCUUUCCUUUCUCAAGUAUGCAUUUCAAGGAUCAUUCAAGAAUGAAUUUGAAGGCUUAACAUUUUCUUUAGGCCAAGAUGGAGGCAAUAAAACAUUAAGUGGAAGAGAAGUGCUGGUUGAGACAUGGCAUGUGGAAAUGGAUCACUCUAAGUGGGUUGAUCUAGCUAUCAUGUUUGGGAUGAUUGUUCUGUAUCGGAUUCUGUUCUUGGCUAUCACUAAGAGCAAGGAGAACCUGAAGCCUUUUACCACAUUCGAGGUGGAAGCCAUUAAAUCAGUAGAAACUGGUGAGGCAGAUAAAGAGGAGGGUGUUUUCUUGACAUGGGAGGACCUGUGGGUGACUGUUUCAAAUGGAAAGAAUGUAAGGAAACCAAUACUUCAGGGUCUAAAUGGCUAUGCCAAACCAGGGCAACUCUUGGCUAUAAUGGGUCCUUCAGGUUGUGGCAAGUCCACCCUUCUGGAUGCUUUAGCAGGAAGGUUAAGUUCAAGGACAAAGCAAACAGGGAGGAUCCUAAUCAAUGGCCACAAACAAGCACUAGCUUAUGGAACAUCUGCAUAUGUAACAGAAGAUGAUACCAUUUUGACAACACUAACAGUUGGAGAAGCAGUGUACUACUCAGCUCACCUCCAAUUACCAGAUUCCAUGUCGAAGUCGGAGAAACGAGAGAGAGCAGAUUUCACAAUCAAGGAAAUGGGUCUGCAAGAUGCCAUUAACACCAGAAUUGGAGGAUGGGGAUCCAAAGGAGUCAGUGGUGGGCAAAAGAGGAGAGUUAGCAUUUGCAUUGAGAUCUUAACACAUCCCAGGCUUCUCUUCCUUGAUGAACCCACUAGUGGACUUGAUAGUGCUGCUUCUUAUCAUGUCAUAAGUAGAAUAUCCAGCUUAAACAAAAAGGAUGGCAUUCAAAGGACUAUUGUUGCAUCAAUCCAUCAGCCAAGUAAUGAAAUUUUUCAACUUUUCCAUAGCCUUUGUCUUCUGUCUUCUGGGAAAACAGUUUACUUUGGACCUGCCUCUGCAGCAAAUAAGUUUUUCUCAUCAAAUGGUUUUCCCUGCCCCAGUCUCCAGAGUCCUUCUGAUCACUUUGUAAAAACAAUUAACAAGGAUUUUGAACAGGAUCUUGAGAAAGGAUUAGGUGGAGGGUUAAGCCCAGAAGAAGCUAUUCAUAUUCUUGUUAAAUCAUAUGAUUCAUCUGAAAUUAGUGAAGUUCAAAAAGAAAUAGAUCAAAUUAAAAAAAGAGACUCAGGCAUAAUGGAAAAGACAAGCCAUGCUGAUUUUUUGACUCAGUGUCUCAUUCUUACAAGAAGAUCUUUCCUGAAUAUGUAUCGCGAAGUAGGCUAUUACUGGUUACGCCUACUAAUCUAUGGUGCCAUGGCUUUAAGUCUUGGUACUAUGUUCUUUGACAUUGGUUCAAGCAAUGAAUCAAUUGAGGCCAGAGCUUCACUGCUUGUGUUUGUUGUGACAUUCCUGACCUUCAUCACUGUUGCUGGGUUCCCUUCUUUUGUGGAGGAUAUGAAGGUAUUCGAAAGAGAAAGGCUUAACGGGCAUUAUGGUGUCAUUGCAUUUACCAUUGGCAACACAUUAUCUUCUGUUCCAUUCUUGCUGUUGAUGUCACUGAUCCCAGGAGCAAUUGUUUAUUACCUAGUUGGACUUCACCAAGGACAUGAACAAUUUGUGUACUUCAUUUCUGUGCUUUUCACUUCUGUCUUGCUCGUUGAGGGUCUCAUGAUGAUUGUAGCAAGUUUGGUAAUUCCCAAUUUCCUGAUGGGAAUAAUCUUUGGUUCUGGAAUCUUGGGCAUGAUGAUGUUAGAUGGUGGGUUUUAUAGGCUACCAAGUGAUAUUCCAAAGCCCUUUUGGAGAUACCCUUUGCACUACAUUUCCUUCAACAAGUAUGCCUACCAAGGAUUGUUCAAGAAUGAGUUUCAUGGCCUAACAUUCCCAAGCAAUCAAGUUGAAGGACCUGUGACAAUUAGUGGUGAAGAUAUCCUGAGACACUUGUGGCAAGUGGAAGUGAAUUAUUCAAAGUGGGUGGAUGUUGCUAUCUUGGUAGGAAUGGCAGUAACUUAUAGAAUUCUGUUUUUGGCUAUCAUCAAGAGCUUUGAGAAAGUGAAGCCUAUUGUCACAGCAAUUAAUUGUCCCCAAGCACACUUCAGGUUCACCAAAGUGAGUAAGAGCACUGAGAUUGAUUAGUUUGCUUAGCUGAAGAUCUAGGGUGUGGCAAUAACAUGUUAUGUGCUACAUAUUGUAAAGCAUAUUAGUCGUACCAGGAAAUGGUUUGUGAUGCAUGUGCUUCCAAAGAAAGUAUAACGAAGUUUAAGAGUAUGGAGUUUUCAUCUUGAGAUGAAUAUAGACGGUGUUGUAUAUCUAAAUGAUUAGAAAAAACAGAAGUAUUCAUUCUUAAUUUUAGUCCCUACAUUUAAUAAAA
Messenger RNA from Lotus japonicus, 4247 nucleotides. RefSeq lists its product as uncharacterized. The transcript has 16 exons. Gene Ontology annotation, molecular function: ATP hydrolysis activity; ABC-type transporter activity; ATP binding. NCBI's taxonomy places the organism in Eukaryota, Viridiplantae, Streptophyta, Magnoliopsida, Fabales, Fabaceae. The record is from RefSeq and is a predicted model, not a curated record. Bases 134 to 4012 code for a protein of 1292 amino acids. Gene Ontology annotation, cellular component: membrane.